Coffea eugenioides is the source of this 2335-nucleotide messenger RNA. Its product is annotated as RNA polymerase sigma factor sigA. The record is from RefSeq and is a predicted model, not a curated record. The transcript is spliced from 10 exons. The coding region runs from base 477 to 1988 and encodes 503 amino acids. Lineage: Eukaryota; Viridiplantae; Streptophyta; Magnoliopsida; Gentianales; Rubiaceae. Gene Ontology annotation, molecular function: DNA-binding transcription factor activity. Gene Ontology annotation, biological process: regulation of DNA-templated transcription; DNA-templated transcription initiation.
AAAAAAAAAAGGAGGAGAUUCAUUCAGUUGCAACCGACCUUAACCACCUGUUCUAGUGGCUUUGUAGUAUUAUCAGCUGGUCAUAACUACAAGAACAAGUGGUGGUGGUGGCCCCUGGAGUACCAGUUACCACAACCGCCUUCCGGACCUGAAUCUAAAUCUGAAUCUGAAUCAUCAUCCACUGGUUUCGAGCUGCAGGUCAUCCACCGUCGGCUCCUUUUUCUCCUUCUUCUUUGCGUGGGACUUGCGUCUAUCUUCCUCGAUCGGCUUAAAAAUAUACCUGCCAGCCAGGUGCAUAGAUUAAGUAUCCUUUUCUUACUCUACUACUUCUCCGAUUGACGGAUUGAUCGUCAAUAUCGAGGACUCGAAGACAUAGUUUAUUAAGGACGCUACAUUUGCUGUCCUGUGGCAUGUUUGGGUUCACCGAGAACGUCUGAUGGUAUUUUACUUGAGAGCAAAGAGGAAGAAGCCCAGUCAUGGCCACUGCUGCAGUUAUUGGACUUAGUCCCGGAAAAAGGCUCCUCAGCUCCGCCUCCUAUUAUUCUGAUCUCUUCUCCGAUAAGCUAUCUUGCACCUGCGAUCACUUUCUUCCUGUCUCCUCCAACAGCGUAUUAGCUGCUAGGAGGUCUUCCAAUUUUAGCCCCAAAAUUCUCUCCCGACACAAAACCCAACCAACUUAUGCUCUCAAGGAACAUGCUGAAACUGCCCCUGACCUCUCUAGCAUCCAGCCCUGGCUCCAUGUCAAUGCGGACGAGGAAUUCCUUGAUCCUGAAUUUUCCAUGCAAGCUCUCCUCCUGCUGCAGAAGUCUAUGCUUGAAAAACAGUGGAAUCUUUCAGCUGAAAACGAUUAUUUAGUCACCGGGACACCUCCAACAGGAAAAACUUGUGUGCAGGUUACUUCUUCUGGUUCGUCUGCUCGACGCCGUAGAAUAGACAGUCGGAGACAUCCUCUUAGCAGCAGAAAGAGUUCUGUUAGGCAGCUUCGUCUGAGCAGGCAUCUGAGAUCCAUUAUCAGUCCUGAGCUCCUUCAGAAUCGUUUAAACGGCUAUGUAAAAGGCGUAGUAAGUGAAGAGUUACUCACGCAUACCGAAGUGGUACAGCUUUCAGAAAAAAUAAAACAGGGUCUCUGCUUCGAAGAACAGAAGGCAAGACUGAGGAAAAGACUGGGUUGUGAGCCCUCAGAGGAGCAACUUGCGACUUCUUUAAAGAUUACUCGAGCGGAUCUGCAGUCAAAGCUCAUUGAGUGCUCUUUGGCAAGGGAAAGGCUGGCAAUGAGCAAUGUCCGGCUUGUCAUGUCCAUUGCACAGAGAUAUGAUAACAUGGGUGCUGAAUUGGCCGACCUUAUUCAGGGUGGCCUUAUUGGAUUACUUCGAGGAAUUGAAAAGUAUGACUCAUCAAAGGGGUUCAAAAUUUCUACUUAUGUUUACUGGUGGAUUCGCCAGGGUGUCUCAAGAGCUUUAGUUGAGAACUCGAGGACAUUGAGAUUGCCUACCCACCUCCAUGAAAGACUAAGUUUGAUCCGUAAUGCUAAGAUCAGGCUGGAAGAGAAAGGAAUAACUCCAUCUGUUGAUAAAAUUGCUGAAUCUCUGAACAUGUCCCAGAAGAAAGUCAGAAACGCCACUGAGGCUGUCUGCAAGGUGAUCUCACUUGAUAGGGAAGCAUUUCCCUCAUUGAAUGGUCUUCCAGGAGAGACUCUACACAGUUACAUUGCAGAUAAUCGGCUAGAGAAUAAUCCGUGGCAUGGAGUUGAUCAAUGGGCCCUCAAGGAUGAAGUGAAUAAGCUCAUUACUUCAACUUUAAGGGAACGAGAAAGAGAUAUUAUCCGUCUCUACUAUGGAUUAGAAAAUGAAUGUCUCACAUGGGAGGAUAUUAGUAAACGGAUAGGUUUGUCAAGAGAGAGAGUAAGGCAGGUUGGACUCGUUGCUCUCGAGAAACUGAAAUAUGCUGCCAGGAAGAGAAGACUAGAGGCGAUGAUGGCGAGAGAUUAGACCUCCUCUCCUUUUUUUGGUUACAGAACAGUUCAGGUGUAUAUACGGAGACAGAAAGAAGGAAAAGUUGCUUAUUUAUUUGAAGAUGAGCAUGUUGUACAAAUUCCGUCACCCAUAUUUUAACUCAUAGAACUGAGUAUGGCUCAACCUUUUCCGAGUAACUGUAUCAUGUAUGUUAGAAUGUGUAACUGAUCAUCCAUGCCAUCAUACUUCCCUGAGGACAUUUGCCAAUGUAGAUGAAGAUGUGUAGUGCCACUCUGUAAAUCCGAGCCAGUCAUAGGUUACGAAUUAUUGGUGCUGUACUUCUUCUAAUUUCCAUAUUAAAUGAAAGAUGAACAUUUUUGUAU